Volvox carteri f. nagariensis is the source of this 2097-nucleotide messenger RNA. RefSeq lists its product as uncharacterized. The coding region runs from base 1 to 2097 and encodes 698 amino acids. The record is from RefSeq and is a predicted model, not a curated record. Lineage: Eukaryota; Viridiplantae; Chlorophyta; Chlorophyceae; Chlamydomonadales; Volvocaceae. The transcript has 7 exons.
AUGGCUCCGAACCCAGAGAAAGAAGAGUCUUCACUGGAGGCUGCACCGACGGAUAUCGCCCCCGAGACACCGCCCAGCUUCCCUCCUGAGCAGCCUGCAUCAGCGGCUCCGUUACCAACCCCCCCACAAGGGCCGGAAUGCCCGUCUUCCGAAAGGUCUGAAACUCCAACACCAAACACAGCCACAAGCACAGAUGAUGACCUUGGAACCGAGGAGGUUGCAGACACAGGCAUCCAAGCCAGCAUAUCUCCGGGAAGACCGCAUGAUAUGAGCACAGCCCCGCAGCUACCGCAGCCCCACCCACCCAUUUCGGACACAUCCAGCUGUCCGCCGUCCUCCGAUCGACUAAACACCACCUUAGUUUUGGCAGCCUUUCUGGUUGGUACGGCGUUCGGUUGGGCCCUAUCAACUUUGGUCUCCUUCAGCCGUGUCCGCACCGCCAAAGCUGCAGCACCACAGGCGAGCUCAGCGGCUUUUAUUUCAGGCCCACUAGCAACCACAUCCAUCUCCACAGAAAACCAGGCUCCCGUUAAUCCGCUCAGAACCGAACUCGGGCCACAUGGGUUGUCUACAGCUCACGUGGAUGAUGCGUUGACCCAGAUGACAACGGCUGGGAACGCACCGGAUAAGCCUAGCUCCCUUCCGGCACAGUACUGCACUCAGCAACUUCGGCCGUCUCAGCCUCCUCGGCCAGCGGCCUCAGAGCGGUCGUUGUCGCGGUUGGGUAGUCAUGGACCAAGCCUACCGCCCAAGAAGCGACAUUCGCAGAUCCGACACCGGCAAGCCUGCUCCACUUUGACGGGGGGUUCAACCGUAGCACCAUCACAGUCGAUGACAUCGAUCGCCGCUGCUUCCCCAGAGCGCAGUGUUAAUUUCUGCGACAGGAGCGAGCGUCGCCGCAGUUGCGACUCUGUUUGCUGGGCUCCUGAGGCCAUGGCAUCGACCGCCACGACGACGACGAAGACAUCUUCGACAGUGAUUCUGGCACCGCCGGGGGCCCAUAGUGAUGCCGGCGCCGUGGAUGGCGGCAGGUUCAUGGGAUCUGCGCCUCCCUGGUGUAUGGGGACCGACGGUAUGGUCACGGCCCGACCUGGAGCCGCGACGGCGGCAACGGUAGCGGCGUCAGCGAGUCAAGAAUGCUCCUCUUCAGGCGUUGGCCAUCAGCCGUUAUCUGGGCCUUCCGGCUGCGGUGUUUUCGAAGCCGGCAGCGGCGGCAUGUGCGGAGGAUUUACGGAUGGUAGUCGUGGGCCCGGACUACAUCAUCCUGAGUUAUCCAGGUGCUACUUGUCACGCCCUUACUACGAGGGCGCCAUGAUGUCAGGUGGCAGCUACCCCGCGACGACUCACAGCGUCGCCGAUCGGCAGAUGUCCAUGCAGCACUUGCAGCAGCAAAUGAUGAUGCAUCAAGCUUUCCUCGCCUACGGACCUACGGGCGGGGAGCUCAUGGCCGCGCAGAUGGCGGCUCACACGGCAACCAUGUGCGCUGUGCUGCAGCAGUUAAGCGCCUUCAGCGCGCCCAUCGUGGAAAUGGUGGCGACUGUGAAGGAGCACACCUGCACCAUGCAGCAGCACCAGCAUACCAUGGUGGAGCACAUGAGCCGGCUGGAGGACAACACCGACACCGUGGGCAAGCUAGGGGCCAAUGUGCAGGAGGGCACGGGGCUGAUACGUCAUUUCGUACAGGGACAGCAUAUGGACGAGCAGAGGGGACAGAUGGCGGCGGCCAUGCAGCGUGGCAUGGUCUUCAUGUGGGUGACACUGGCCUUCUGCUCCCUCCGGCUUGGCCGCUGGGCGGCGGUGGCAAGGGUCUGCUCCCCGGACCACCUCGCGCGUCUACACGACUUCCCGCCCACCUCCUCCUUUGACGGCGCCCGGCGGCCCUUUAGCGUUUGGCGAGUGGCGAGCUGGGGUCUGGGAAUCCCUGGCAGCGGCGGCAGUGGCGGCGCUGGCCUCAGUUGGGGUCUGGCAUGGGCCUGGGACCAGCUGCGGGGUAUGCUGCUGUUCCGGCUGUGGCCGAACUGGCUGCGUACGGCGUUUUGCUACGGCAACGAACUGGGUGCGUGGGUGGGGGCCUGGGCUUGGGGGCGGAUGGGGUGA